AUGUUGAAAGACACUAUCGUGCCACAUCUUCAAGCACAUCCAGCCUUUCAAACAGUGAUCUGGCAGCAAGGUGGUGCACCACCACAUUAUGGUCAGGUUGUACGAUAUCUUUUAGAUGACACAUUUUUAGAUUGGAUUGAUCGUCGAGGAACUAUCGAAUGGCCUCCACAUUCUCCUGACUUAAUGUCUUGUGAUUUCUCCCUAUGGGGAAUUGUAAAAGAUCAUGUCUAUGCACAAAAUCCUCGUGAUAUAAACCAUAUGAAGUCGUUGAUUGAAGAAGAAUUUACAUUACUCAAUAGUAACAUUGAAUUAUGUCAACAGAGGGAACAACAAUUGCAAGCAUUCUACUGA
This is a messenger RNA of Rotaria sordida, 351 nucleotides long. The record is from the annotation of a GenBank genome assembly. NCBI's taxonomy places the organism in Eukaryota, Metazoa, Rotifera, Eurotatoria, Philodinida, Philodinidae.